AUGUCUCUACGAAAUCGUCUUCUGAAAAGACAAUCUUCUCUAGCCAUACUGGUUGAGCAAGAAAGGGAAACUUGUGAAUCUACAAGUCGUCCGCCGUCUGAGAUCGGUCAGGGUACUGAAGACCUAGAUGACGCACGUGAGAUCGAAGAAAUUCCUGCACCAGGAGAAUCAAACAUAGAAGACGACGGAAUUUUACCAGAGGAUAAAGGCGACCUAGACGACGAAGGAGGUGAUACAGAUGUUCCAGUUUCCAGUGAGGACGAAAAUGAGCCACUUGCAGUUUCCCUUGCUUCACCUUUGAACAAGAAAACUUUUUCCGUGUAUGUCCGCGAAGGACAAGCACGUGCGGCUGAAGAAGACCCUCCUAUUCGCCUUUCCCGACGGUUAAUGUCAAUAAAGAGAAGAGGGAAAGCUCUGCCGAUGAUUGAUCUUACAGAGGAGUUUGAGUUUUAUGCAGGUGACUUUCUAACCGUUCGAGGCGAGGAUAAUGAUUUCUACGUCUGCCGUGUGCUAGAAGAUGUUCCUGAGAGCGCAUCGAGCUUCAGUGUGGCUUGGUUCAAUAGAGUGGAUGAUAAUGUGUACGAGGUGAGACUGGAACAAUAUUUUCGUUAUUUCUUUCAAGAAGUUUGCGAAUGUUUUGAAUACAAUUUUAUCCCGAGACUGACACUAUUGAGGUGACGCUAAUUACUGAUUUCUAAUCAAAAUUUAUGAAUUUGCUUUGAUUUGUAUCAUUUGGUAAAUGAAAGUGCGUAUCGUUUUAAGAAAUAGAUGGAUAGUGAUUGUAAUAUUCUUGCAAUUUUCUGCAAAAGCUGCAAAGCAGAAGCUUUACUAAAGUUUAAUUCAACUUUGUAUUUUGUGACCGUUUAGUAUUGCGUGACUCUGACACACCCACUAUUAUCAUUUCUUUGUUUUCGUAGCCUCGAAUGGCUCUGAAGUUUGUUUUUCUUUUUUCUCGGUUUCGUCUAUUUUUAGUCAGUCAGUUUAAUCAGUUGGCAUUUAAAUUUGGCAUUAUUCAAUAAAACUUAUGAUGAAAGCUUUCAUCAAACGAGUUUUGAUUGUGAUUGGAAAUAAUACAACACAGCUUUAGAAUACAGCUGCACUACUAUUAACAAUUGAACUACAAAGGCACAUGUUGGUGAGGGUGGCAAAUUUACCAUGCUUCCGACAUGUGGCUACUUCAACUUCAAUUUCUUAAAAUUGCCAUUCACUUCCACGGAUUAUAUCUUUACAUAUACUGUAUAAUAUAUUAUCACAUGCAGAUUCAAUUAUCAUUUGUUUCAUUAUAAUGCAGCAACACUUUUUUAAUAAAGAAACUUUCCACAGAGUUAUUGAUCAAAAUUCAGAUGACAUGUCUGUAGAGUUGAAAAGGAAUCGUCAUGGGAUUUUUCUCACGUUAGAUUUUCAUUAAUCUGAGUAUUUCCACAGUCAUUGUGAAUUUAAUUGGGGAAUCCGUUUUGCAGGUUUCUUUUGAUGAUGUGUGUCACAUGGAUUCAGUUAUUACUCGUGUGGCAAUGUCAGAGUUUGAACCAGAAAGGUUUGCAAUCUCCAGACAGCACAUAAAACAAACCAGGAAACUCUUAAGAGAAGCUCUGGCUGCUGAACAUGGAGAUGAGGACAUACCUGAGGAAGGUGCCAUAAACAAUGACAGUAAUGAAAAUACAAUAAAUGGUUUGAACCCUGGGGUAAUAAGUGUUAGUGUAGUUUGAUCAUCCACGUGAUUGUGGUCCUGAGAAGGACUGUUGUAGGUGGUGAUGACUGGCAUUUUGACAACCUCAGCAGAAGUCAUCAUCAGAGUCCAUUGACUUCAUCAGGGUCAAUCAACUUUGUUGAUGACUUCUGCUCAGUCAAAAGGGGGAGGGGGAAGGGGAGGGGGAGGGGGAGGGAAAGAGGGAGGGAAGGAGCUUCUUAUUACUUUAUAUGGCAGAAACUUGGAUAAUCUCAGGUUACGAAUAGUUUAUGUGGUUAUGAUGUAGAAUCUGCAAGUGAUGAGGAGGAGGCAGUUGAAGAGGAGGAAGGGGAACCUGAAGAGGAUGAACCUCCUGCAAAAAGAACUCGGCGUGGAUCCAAGGCUGCCUCUACCCCUACCCCUCAGAAGAAAGGGAGGAGAGGACAGAAAAAGACCACACCCACACCCAAAAAGAGUCCAGGUCAGAAAAGGAAAUCAGUUCAGUCUAAACCAAAGAAGGAAAAGAAGAAGAAGGAAGUUGCAGAGAAAAAAGAAAAACCAAGGCGUGCUGGAGUGUUGAUUCCUAAUGAAGAUAUUGAACUGCUUGAGAAAGAUCCCACAUUUGAAACAAGGUUGGUUAAAAAUAAUUUUCUUAACUGUCUUUUGCAUUUGCAUGUAAAUUCUCUCAAGGCACAGUGAUAUGAGAUUCUUCCUUCUGAUGAUUAGAAGGAUCAAUGUUUAAUAUCCAAGCAAAUGUGCACCUACCCAACCCCAACUCAGUGACAGUCUAAUGAUAACAAGGUAGGGUUAAAGUUGGGCUAGGGGAGGGGUAGGUGACUCUGAUCUGAUCAUUAUUUUGAAUUCAUUUAUAAUUAAUAAUUGGUUAAUUUUAGUAACAUGCACAUGUAUUGUUGUAUGGUGUAAACCUAAGUACCGGUUAUAUGUCCAGUGGUUUUACUGUCUAAGUGGUGAGCAUUAGGGGUAUUUUGUAUGAUUAGUGUGUUUUUUGCCCAAUACCCCCCAUAGCAUAUUAAAUGGUGAUCUCAUUACCUUCAGUCUCACUGUGAUUGUUUUUUAAUUUUUAUAGAGAUGAUGUUUCCCUGAUGCCUGUCAAAUGGGCAACAAGAGCAGUCUUGCUUAAUGACAUGAAGAUGUUGAAAGAAGUCAUCGAUGACCGGGAAAAUGUUUAUUCAGUAUGUGCAUAUCUGAUUUUGAUAGUUAAAUGAAUGAUCAUUUCUUACACAUAUGUCAUUUUUAAUCAGUUCUGUUGCCAUGAUUUCAAAGGACUUAUUUAAAAUGUUUGUUUUGUUUUUGGCAGGUUCAUUGGCCAAGAAGUCCCGAGAUUCAGCUGGGUGCAAUACAUUAUGCACUUCUAAACCAAAACCAUGAGGCAUUGAAACUCUUGCUGACAGAUUUAAAAAGUCUGAGUACAUCAGAGCCAUAUCUACCACGCAAAAACAAACCUACAGUGAGUCUUGAUCGCAUGGAUACAGGAACGUAAGUUGGAAACAUGUCUUCAAUAUUUUUUGCAGAGUGACAUAUCCAAGGAAUAUUACUUAUUAUAAGUAGUUUUUUAUAUUUGCAAGUCAUUUUUAAUUAACUUAAUCUUAUGCACUCAGAUACAACUUUUACACCUUUGGUCAUGCAGUAAGAGAUCUAUAUUCAAGCAGAGGAUCCAGACAAGGCAAUAAUGCUUUUCUUGAAGUAAGUUCAAUUUGUUUUUUAUGCAAAAUUUUAAGAGACAUGCAAAUGCCAUACCUGAUCAAUCAGGAGAGCUGUGUAUUUACCUAAAAAAGUUUAUAUCUCCUCUUUGGCCAGCACAUUCUUGUCAUGGACUGUUUAUAUAUUAAAAAAAAUGAGAAAUGCAUUCCUCUUGUAGAUUUAGUUGACAAGUGCAAGUAUUUUUCAUUAGCUACACUGUCCUGUUAAUUCUUCUCUAGUCUUCUUUUGAUUGAAUUGAUAUUUGAAUUUAACUUUUUACAGGAUGAGACUAAAUUUGGUGGAAGGGGCCAUGAUCUGUCUGAACUUCUCCACUUCUGCUUCAAAAAGGGAGUUCCUCUGGAGACAGUGAAAGUGCUUAUGAGUGAAGUGUGCGCAUUGGAAAGAUCAACACUUCAUGAGGCAGAACAGGUAUAAUAUUAUGUUGAUGUAAUUAUAAAGUUUAGAAAUACCAUAUUAUGAUUGUGUUGUUCUUGUAAUUUGCUGCUCUUUUGAAGAGGCCUUACUGGUAGUUAGCUGUGAGAGUUUUGAUAGGAACAGUUUUAUUGAAUUAAGCUGGUCAUUAUUGAGAAAUAUGCAGGUAAUAAAUGAUAAUUGAAUCUUACAAAUAUAUAUAUAUAUAUAUAUAUAUAUGUAUGUUUAACACAUCAAAGUCAGGAAUGAGUAACACAUAUUGCAUGGGAAUUGUUGCAGAAGUUGCAGUUGAGGUCAAUAUUAUUCGGUUAAAAGAAAUUGAUGUCCACAUAUGUGGUACAUGUACAGUUAAAAUGUUACUUCUCAAUUUUUUUUGUCAUGGAACCUUAUUGCAUGACUAUUUAUGGAGACUGUUGGAGACAAAGAUGGAUAGCAAUAAUUAACUUUUUCUGUCUUUUUCUGGAACACAAAAAUUGGUUCUGCUGGAAAAUAGUGUUAUCUGGAAGUGGGAAGUUUUGGAGUAAAAGAAUUAUUAUGGUAAAAUUGAUUGAAAAACAACUUUAUAAUGACACUACCUUUGUUAUCUGACUUUCACAAUCAAGGAAGGUAUCAACUGCGUCUGGGUGGCCAUCAGAAGUGGAAACAGAAAAGUGGCUGGCUAUUUUGUUGAUAAGGGUGUGGACAAAUUUGGAUUUGGUUUCAACUUUUUGCACAAGGAGGUAAAAAAGUAAAUAAAUGCAGUUUUUCUUUUAUGAAACAUGUGCUGUGAAUGUAUGUGUUUUUUUUAACAUUUAUUUAAAACAAAUAAAAACAAAAUAGCUCAGAAAUUUUGAUCUUUAAUGAAUUUUAAGGAAAAAGCAAGCAAUCAAACAAACAGACGAAAGCUUAAACACCACUGGAUUUGACAUUAACUUAAACAGAGAAAUAAUGAUGUAAAAAUGACUUCUGGUCACGUCAAGCAGAUUAUAUUAUUUAGAACAAUACACCAGUUAUCAUUUGAAAUCUAAUGGUUACCCUAAGUAGUAUAAAUCUACAAGCAUUCUUUGAGAAGUGCUGCUAUAUGAUUGGCUACACCCUACAUACAUUUUAUUUGGUAAUCCAUGCAGAGUGGAAUGGGUUGCCAAUAUUUAUGUGAUUUUAAACAAACUUAAAUACAAAUAUGAGUAUGUCAUGCUAAGUUGUGAACAACUAUGUAUAGUAGACUCUUUAUACACCUUAAAAUGAGUUUGCAAAUUCCCCAUAUUGUCCUCUAUACAUGAAUUUUGCUAUUGUACUUAUUAGGAGAAUUUGUGUAAUAAUCACUAAAGAGUUUCUGACCUUGUGAUCUUUUCCUCUAUUCUAAAGACCUUAAUAUUUGAUUCAGGGGUGAAUUACUGACAGGAGAAAUUAGAUGCUUAUAAUCACUCAGAGGUUAAAGGAUUAACACAGAGCUAUAAACCCCUUUUUUAGCCAGAUAAGGUUAUCACAAGUAAACAUUUCCUUAAGUUGUUAUUUUACGCAGUUGAUAUUAGGGCAUCAAACAUUGCUUUCUUUCAGGUUUUGUUGAAUGAUAAUCAGGAGCUUUCCAAGUUUAGAAGCCAGUCUGUCAAGAAAAAGCCCAUGGAAAAUAAAGUUGUAAGUACCUUAACACAAGAAGACAAUCAAUGCCCAAAUUGUUAUCAACAAUCAACAUCACUAUCCGAUUUAGGUUUAAUAAUCAUUUAACACGGUCGAAGUUUUAUGAUUAAAGAAGGUUCAAAGCUGUAAAUAAUUCUACUUUGCAGAUCUUGCCAAUCCAUGCUGCCUGCAUUAAUCCAAAUGAAGAUUACCUCAAAGCUUUGUUAAACUCAGUACCAGAGUACAGUGUUCCUGACAAAGAUGGCUUCAAACCAGUGCAUUAUGCUGCAGCAUGUGAAGGUCCAGGCCCCCUGAAGGUGUUACUAGCAAGGUAUUAUGGUCACUAAUAACUGUUUUAAUAGACUGCAGUGUGGGUGAGAUAUGGACAAUAGGAUCUAGGACAUUGCUCAUGGUGUCUCUCUCCAAAAAUUAUGAUCAGCUGAACUGAAUAUUUUGCUCUAAAUCAGUUAGGGUUAUAUUGUGUGUCCUUCACCUUGUUUCUCCUUUUUGUCACACGGUAAUUAAUAAAGGUGUCAAGUGACUGUGAAAAAAUAUGGGCUCAAUCUCUCCACUGCAUUUUGUAGCUUCUCAAAUCUAUCCCUAGUGUCUUGAUUUUUUUAGGAUGUUCAUCACCUUCCAUUGAUGGAAGUUGUCAAACAUCUUUCAGGUUAAAUUUUUCUUGUAAUUUUCCAGAGGAGCUGAUCCAAAUGACCCUGGACCAAAAGGUUUGACACCUCUAAUGAUUGCUUGUAAGCAUGGACGAGAAGAGAAUGUGAAAGAGCUGUUAGCAAGUGACAAUCAGGCUGAUGGUGAUGGUGAUGAUGAAGAAGAAUCUGGAGCAGUUGUGGCGCCUAGGGUUGCAAUUGAUAUCAAGAACAAACACACUGUGGCUGCAAUCCACUAUGCUGCUAAGCAUGGGCACUUGGUAAGUGCUGUUGACAAUGGGGGUCAGACCUUAGGGUAAAGGGUAUGGUCAGUAAAUUGUAAUGUGCAUAAUUACACAGUUAUAUGAUCACUGGGUUCCCUUUAACUUCCAAGAUCUCGUUAGUAAUUAUCCCCAUAGUUUCUUUCAUACAAUUCUUAUGAUAUUAGUUUGGAGAUUUUGGUAUUGGAUCAACUAAUAAUUUCCUAACUGAUACUUUUCUUUAUUCUCAUCACUUGUCUGCAAGAUAUUGUAUUGAUAUUGAAAGGAGAUAUUCUAUCUUGGUCAUGCAUAGGAGUUAAGGUCUAAGCAGAGUUCAUUGGUCAUGUUCUUAUCAGUGAGUAUGGUGACCAGGAAAAAUUGUUUUCUUGACGCAGGACAUAGUCAAGUUGGUUGUUACUGCAGGUGGCAAUGUUGACCUUCAGACUGGUGCAGCAAGAGGAAACAUGUCACCACUGAUGCUGGCUGCUGCUAGAGGACAUCUAGAUACUGUAAAAGAACUUGUUAAACUCAAAGCUUCGCCUGAUAAAAGAGGUUAAGCGAAACAUUAGAUUAUAGCUUUGAAUUCAAUUAAUAAAGGGAAAUUUUGGCAUGAUCCAGUGUUGGAGCAGCCUAACACUGUAAAUGCAUUUGUAUGGGUAGGGAACACUGGUUUUCCUUGAACAUUUUUUUAGUGCAAUGUAUGUACUCCCCUCUCCCUCUUCUUAGCAUCUUUCUCAAAGAAACCAUAUUUAAACUGUUAAAUUUGGAAAACAAUUCUUUUUUUGCCCCAUUUAAUGUGAAAUUUAAUAUGUACAAUCUGGGCAAGAAAUUCAUUAACAAUAUUAUUAAGGUGAUGAUUCAUACUGCAUUGUUUUUAAUAAACUGAUUAUUAUUAUUAUUAUAAAUCGAAACAGGAAAGUGGAAGAAGACACCCCUUAUGUAUGCUGUAAAGAAUGGCCACUCCCCGGUUGCAGCAUAUCUCCUGAGGCUUGGUGUUGAUCCAUGUGCUGCAGACACAUCUGGGAAUACUCCAGUGCACUACGCAGCAGCUUAUGGCUGGCUACAUUGCUUAAAGAUGCUGAUACAAGCUGGAGGGGAUCCUAAUGCAGCCAACCAGUGGAAGGCAUGUACUUUGUAGAUUUCAGAUUUACAUGAAUACUUUGUAUCUGCUUAGAUCUUUUCCAUUCUUACACCUAGAUAUAGAGUUCAGAAAUAUUUUCUCAUCUUUUGUGAAUUCUUUUUCUAGGUCACUCCUUUGGCUAUAGCACUCAUGAAAGAUCAAAUCCCUUGUGCUGAUUAUCUCCUCAGUUUGGAAAAUGUGGAUGUAAAUUUUCCCGAUGACUGUGGCCGAACAUUACUCUGUCAAAAGCUCAGCUGUUCAACCCUCAAUGAGACCUUGUUGCAGAUGGUGACAUUUCUUGUUGACAAGAAAGGAGCUGAUGUCAACAAAGCUGAUAUUGAACAAUGCUCACCUGUAGGUUCCUCCUGUGUUUCCAUGCAACCCCAUUGUGUGCCCUUUUGUAAUUAUGAUGGGAACUGAAUUUAAAUAAUCUCUUUAACUCUUAUUUUUACAGCUUCAUUAUUUGGCUGCUAACUCCAUUUUUCAAAGCGGAAAUUGGGUGAGUAUGAUUCUUUGACACUUGGGAAAACAAUACUAUUUGUUGUCUCCUACAGGCCUGAACUGUUUUUUUCAGACCUUAUUUUCACUACUUACUGCUUAUUAGUAGAGUUCAUUACUGUGAAGAUCACUUUCAUAUUCAUUUCUUAAACUGCAGUUCACAUAUAUAAUUUUGAUAUAUUCACAGUCUCUAUUUGUUGUGCCAUCAAGGGAAAUGGUUUAUUAUUUCUGAGUUUUUUCUCUACAGCUCAAAUUACAAGCAAGAUGUGUUCAUUAACAUCACCACAUUUAGAGGAAAAAAAAUUACUUACUAUAUAUAUAUGUUAACCAAACUUUGACUCCCUCUCCCUAGAUAAGAUUUUCUCUAUUUUUUUUUUCUUCUCAAAAGGAUAGGGACUUGGGAUACACCAAACCACCACUACUGAAGAUGAAUCUUGCUGAUGUUUCAUGCAAGCUUGCUAAGCUCUUUGUGUCAGCUGGAGCAGAUCUGAAUGCUCUCAACAAAGAGGGGCAAACACCACUUAUGGUUGCUGUCUUGCAGGUUUAUACACGUUUUGUUUUGUAAUAUAUUGCAGCAGAGCUUUCUCUUCCUGAUAACUGCUGAUCCACCCUUAAGCUUAAACCCUUUGUAUUUCAUACUUUUCCGUCGUAGCAUGGAGUUAACAUGGCUGAGAGGCUGAAGAGUUGCCAAUUUUCCAAACCCUUAAACCCUGCCACCUGCUAACGAUUUGCUCCUCACUGCUCUGAGUUAAAUUUCUUAGCUUUACUCUUCUCUAAGCUGUGCUUUGGUCUGUAAUUAAACUACUGAUAAGCCCCCUGCUAGCUAGGAAUUUUUACAACGCUGGGAGGGGGGGGGUAUAGGCGAUAAAUGAUCUAUAAUUAUUAAUUAAACAGGUGUAUACGCACAUCGAUAAUGCCUAAUAUAUCUCUGCAAAAAUCAACUUCUAAAUACAGAGAACUGUGCCAUUAGCGUGAUUUAAGAAAACUGACUUAAAAAGUGAUUGUGCUUAAAAGAAACUGGCUUUAAAUACAAGUGGACUGCGAAAUAACAUGCAGCAUGAGAAACGUGAAAAAAGAAGAAAAAGAAGAAAGAUGCUAACAAACUUAACAAAAAACACUAUCAAGGAGGUAUGAAAAAAGAGAAUAAAAUGAAUAAAGACGAAUUACACAAAAAAUAACUAGCAAGUGUUUAGAAUUCUUACAGCUAUGAAGGAAAACAUUGCUGACAAGAAAUCUCACCAAAGAAGUAAGUUCUUGUAUUCACCAGCUCUUGCAUUGUAUCUGGUUUUUUUUUUUUUUCAUUUCUUCAGAACAAUUUCCCUCUGAUUGAGACAUUGUUAGAAUUGGGAGCUGAUGGUUCGGUGGGAAAAACUAACACGAAUGGUUCUCAAGUGCUGCAUUUGCAAGCAGAAAAGGCUGAUGAUAUCGACCUAUCAGAGCUGUACCCAGAUGCCACAGUUGUAAGUAUAGUUUGUACAAUGAUGCAAGUGAGGGAUUUGCAUUUUGGAGCUUACAACAUUUGAUUAUUUUUUUGUGUAACCUGUUGACAUGCGCAGUAAUUUACUCCUCAAUUUACGCGUUAAUAUCUGCAAAAUGGUUGUUUAUUGUCAUUAAAAUUUCCCUAUUAUUAACCUUACCUUAAUUUAACAUCUAGAAAUAAGCUUAAUAUUGCAUAGCAUGCCGCAGUUAUACUUUAAAUGUUUGUCAUUUGUGCCAGAAAAGUGUAAACUAUUUUAGUUUGGUUUGUGUCACUUACCCAAAACACUUUACUUUCACAUUGCCUCUCUUUACCCAGAAAUAUAUGUUAGGGAAGCCUGUCGAGUUCUUUUUUUGUCUUUUUAUGGACCAAGACAAAGUCGAGGUCCGUAAAUGCAAGAAAGAAUGACUUGUUUUGUUUGAGAGACGGGAAAGAAAGUCAACUGUUUUUGAAGCAAGCAACCUCAGCGGGUAAGGUGGGCUCAAGUGGCCAAUCGGAAUGUAGGACUCGCUUCGUAUUACCCACGGGCACUGCCAGCAGUAUAAUAAUCUUAUCCUCUUUAUGCCAUAGAAACCGCGAGAAGCUGUGGCUGGAUGAGCCACUUGAGUACAGAAUUUACCUUGCAGAUGUCUGAUAAUGAAAAGUUUGAAUAGAGAGGCUUUUUCUUAGUCUAAUAUUUAAAUUAUUCAAGGUGCAUGGGAUGGUCUAACUUAUGAUGGAAAGAGAAGUUUGUCUGGAUCUCUUUCUACUCUGUUGUCUUCCUCAGACUUUAUCUGGUAACAAAUGGGAGCAGCGGGAACAGCUACAGAAGCAUUGGAAAUCGUUAGUCAUGAGAGCAAGCAAUGAAAUGAUUGAGAAAUUAAUUGCUGGAGGUGCAGAAGUAAAUUGCAUCAGAUCAGAUGGACUCACGCCCCUUAUGGUUGCUCUUUCAGAGGUACGUAUUUCAUAUCUUGUGCAAAGCAACAUUUCCUUUUUUGGUUUGCUCUGUUGAGCUUUUAAUUUGGAGGUCACGAGAAUAUUUCUAAGAUUUAAAAUGCUUCAUUUCUGUAAUCUUAUCUUUCACUUGAAAUGAAGGUAGUCAACCACAUUUGGAGUAUAGAAAACCAAUCGUGGUUUUUUUAGGUUAUUGCAAUAUUUUGUUCUUUUUUUUCUGUCAACUACGGGGUUUGUUUUGUGAUAGAAUUUAAUUGUGUUUGUUCAGAGGAAAUAAGCUGGAAGGGAUCCUGAAGGUAGUCAACCACAUCUGGAGUAUAGAAAGCCAGUUGUGGUUUUUUUAGGUUAUUGCAAGAUUUUGUUCUUUUUUUUCUGUCAACCACGGGGUUUGUUUUGUGAUAGAAUUUAAUUGUGUUUGUUCAGAGGAAAUAAAUACCCUUUUUUCAUCUGCAUUGGUUUCAGUCUCCUUCCCCUUCUCUCUGUCCUCAUCUUUUGGGUACUUCACGUUUGGAUUUUACUUUCUUACUCUACUUUUCCUUCUCUUAGAAUUUCCAAUGACCCUUUUUGGCAGGGGCAUAGAAUGCAUUUAAGUGUAGCCCUUGAAAAAACCUUUAACAAGAUAUGUAAAAUACAUAUCCUGAGCUAGUAGUUUACUACUCUUUCAGUCAUAUAUGGAUCAGUUCUCAAUGCUUCUGGAUCAUGAGGCAGAUCCCAGCAUAGGACUGGAGACGACUGGGAGAAACGUCAUGCAUAUGUUAGCCUCCGAAUGCAGUGAGCAUGACAUGAGGACUUACAUGAAGACAAUCCUGAGGAAGGUAUUGAAAGCAUAGAGUUUAUUUGUUUCAUAUACUUUCAAUAACUAACUGCCGUAUAUACUCCGGAUAAUCAAAAACAUGAAUACCGAAGAGCCAAAAAUAAAACAGAAUGGCCUAAAAAAGAAGACGUAGCACAAUUAUUUAAGAAUUAAAUAGACCUAAAAUACUGUUGAAGCGUGCGCGUCGCCUGAUUGUUUUGUCCUAAAACAUUUAACAGCUUCAAAAAGCAGAACAGAUUGAAUUCAACGAGAUUUUCAUCACAUGUGCUUCGGUCUCGAAUGUGAUUUAUUAAUUUUCCUGAAAAAAAAAUGGGACCAGAGAAGCAAGUCCGGAUAAUCGAAAAGUCCGGAUGAUCGAGGUUUGACGUUAUAUGGAUCUUGGCUAGCUACCGAGAGCCCAAAUUUCAAAUAAGUAAAAUCGGCCUAACUAACACAAAAAUAGAUUGAGAACGCUCAGAAUGUUUAAAUUAAGGACUCUAGAAAGUUUUGGUAUUUUAGGAAAAAGGAAAAUUAACUACGCAGAGGGUUUUCACUGGUACUCAAAUCAAGAGCGGAUGCCGCUGAAAAGGACUCAGUUUAUUCCACACGCGAAAAUAAGCCACCUAUCUUAACACGAGCCCCACUUAAAAUAGCUUAACUUUGAUGAUAAGUGAAGGCCAGGAAAUGUUUCUCUUUGGACCUCCGCUCCAAAACCUGUUUGAAUCUAUAUCUACAUGAUUCCUCUACAAUAUGCUAACCAUGCUUGUUACGACACUCUUCUUUGUUACUAAGGUGCAAUGCUCUACUAAUUUCAUAUUAAGUGCCUUUUUUAUAUUUUAAAAAAAAUUAUUUCCUUUACUGCGUUAUGGAUUAUUUUGACUUAACCAUCAAAUUCGUACUUAGACCCGUCCAGAAAACCUUAAUCAGAUGGCCAAUGCGGUUGAUAACAAUGGCUUCACACCUCUCCUUCAAGCUUGUGAGACAAUAGCUUCAUCUCCACCCAGUAAGGUAACGGACCGAUUCCUUUCAGGGAUCUGCUGUUCAUUCAGACCUUUUUUUAUUGAUUUCUCAUCAUCAAACGAAAGAACAGAUAACAAUAGAAUUGUAUAUUAAGUAUUUAAUGAAAUUUUGUUUUUCAUAAUGCGUAACACGUGGAAUGUUGUUACGAUUAUCUUUUAGAGGGACAAAUAAGUAAGGUCACCUUUAUGCUCUUAGCAAAUCUUGCACUUUUUUAUUUACUUUAGAGUUUUUUAUUUUUUUCCUUCCCUUAGGAAAGAAUUGAAUUUGUCAAGGAAUUUCUCAAGGUAACAGUUGGUGGUUUGCUUGAAUUUGUUUUUUCUUCGCUCGUUUGGUUCUCGUUUUGUUUGUUCGUUUUUCUUUACAUUCAAAGUACCACUGUUGACUACCAUUGCAGCUAUGCGUUAACAAUGUAUGUUACAGUGCACAUAUCUGACUGUUUUGUUCAUCUUGAUAAACAGACUCUGAUUGACAAGUUUGGCUGUAACGUUAAAGCAAGAGUUGGAAAGAUAAACAAAGCCUCAGAUGUAAGUGAACAUGAACAUUAAUUUUUUUUUUCCGUUUACUUAUCUUAACGUGUUUGAGACUUGGGAUACGACAAAGGAUUGCAAACCCUUUAAAAGCCAGUUUGAGAGAAUUGCCUGAAAAAUUUACCACAGUAUGUGUUUGGUCCAGAAGUCUUGUGCCAUCUUCCCACACGAACAGGUGCCGUGCAUAACGGGCGAUGUGGUCCCCUCCCAUUUUUUCUGUACUUGCGAUUGGUCACAUGUAUAUUUAAGUCGCGUUCUCAUCGGAUCCUUGUGUUAUUUUCUGUUGUUAUGAUUUAAAGCUGUUGUCACUCUGGUUCUUUUCCCACAACACUCAUUUGAAACGCCUUCUGUCACUAUUCGCUGUUUUUUGUAGGCACACUUGAGGGAUCCUGAAACAUUUGGUUUGAAAAAAGACCAAGGUAAACAAGUGGAGUCGGAAAGAAAGCCUAGCUCGUGGAGCGAUGAUGACAGUAACACUGUUAUGGACCAUGACGAUGAUAACAGUGUUGAUUUCAGUGAUGAUAUUGAUGUCGAUGAAAGUGACAUUGAUGGAAGUCAUUUUCCUUCGGAUGGUGAAAAAGACAUCAAUCCUAACGGUAUAUUAUAUAACGAUUUGGCCAUUCCAAAUUUGUUUCAAUAAGUCUAUCAACAGAUUUUCAUGAUUUAUGUAAGAAAUAAAUGUUUUGAACACAGAUGAACACUUUCUGUUUCUUUCAAAGCUGUCAGAGGUGAAAGAGAUCACAUCUCCUACAUACGUGUUUAAUUUUUGCAGCGUCUAAAGAACCCAUUAACGAAUAUGUUUAUAUGUUUUAUGCAAGAUAUUUCAUUUUGCAUAUGUCUCAUAUGCCCAAAAUUUAACCGCCGAAUAUUACCAACCAAUCCUCUUUUUUCUACAAUCUGUUUUUUUCUUUAUUUGAUUUCAUUGAUUCAUAGUUUUAUUUUUCUGUUCUACAGAAAAAGACUCUGCAGAAGAUUAUGGUGUAACAGGUUGGUAAUCACCAAAUAAACAUUUAUUUUAUUGAACUACCUCAAACUCAAAUCACUUCAACGAGAAUCAACGUUGAUUUAUAUUUUAGGCUUUUUUGUGCGAUAUGCAAAGUUACUUUCAUCUUAAGUGAAAUUACAAAAUAUCAGUUGUUUAAUAAGGAAAAAGUGUAGGAUGGGAAGGGGUAAACUAAAAUGAAAACAGAAUGGGCGGAGAACAAGAUUUGAAAGGUUGUGGUGAUUUUAGAGAAGUAGAAACUGCAACUCGCCUCUUGAAGUAAAUAAUCACCGAGAAAUGAGCUAAGUUAAUCUCUCUGUUUUCAGGACUCUUCUCCUGCCUUCACUUUCUCGUUUAUGAAAGCUGGAAUUUCUAUUCAUUUCUGGAGUUAAUUCUUGGAUAUGUGAAAGGAGACCAGUCGCUUAUCAACUCCUUUGACUGUCAUGGGCGCACGCCUCUUCAUUUAGCAGUGAAGUGGGGAAAUACAGGAGCUGCUAAACUAAUGGUAUACUUUUGAAUGUAACACAUGAUUUAUCCGCCUCUUUCUCCCCCUCUCGUCCGUCUAGCGUCCCUCUGGUAACUGGUUCACAAAUUAAAUAUCUGCUGUGCUCUGUAAAUUACGACGAGCUCCAGUACCCACGACAUCAAAGAUACAUUUUGAGGCGGGGAACUAGCCUACCUCUUUACGUUUCACUGUGUGUAACAAUUUAACAUGGUGAUAUGCUAAUGGGUCAUACUGUAUAGUUUUCGCUCCGGAGUGUCUCAUGGAUGACACAGAAACACCCAUACACCUUCCAUCUCUCACACUUUCUCGUGCGUAUAGAUCGAAAACAACGAUCCUAAGGCGUCUCGUCUCCUUAUCAAAGUCUUUACACUUGGUCUCGUAUGAAAUAUAGGUUAUGGGCAUCUUGGAAAUGACCUUUAACAAUUUGCCGACGUGAGAAGAUUGCCCUGUUGGUGAUGAUAUUUUUCUAACUUUAAUCCAGAUUGAGUAUGGUGCUGAUGUAAACAUAAAAUCGCUGAAUGUAAAAGAAGAUGGACUUUCGACGUCUUUGGUUCUGGCUGCAAGGUAAAGACAAUGGUGAUCUUUUAUGUAUGUCACAAAUCGGUCUUGGCGUAGAAAUUCCUUUCUUCCUAUUACCCCUAUUAUGAAUAAGAAGAAGGAAACCUCACACAUUUAUCCAUAAAAACGAUUUGUUUUGAAGCAUCCGAAAUAAUCAUGAAAUGAAUCAUGAAGUAUUGGUUUGUGUGAUAUGUGAUAACACUUCUGUUUUUUUUUAGGCCAGCAAACGUUUCUCUCGUCAUCCUUCAAGCCUUGUUAGAUGCUAAAGCAGAUCCAAAUGUUGCUGAUGACACUGGACGUACUGCUUUGUCAUGGGCAGUCACCAACCAACCUG
Molecule: messenger RNA, 15046 nt
Organism: Pocillopora meandrina
Lineage: Eukaryota; Metazoa; Cnidaria; Anthozoa; Scleractinia; Pocilloporidae
Source: the annotation of a GenBank genome assembly